Verruconis gallopava is the source of this 639-nucleotide messenger RNA. RefSeq lists its product as uncharacterized. The record is from RefSeq and is a predicted model, not a curated record. The transcript has a single exon. The coding region runs from base 129 to 539 and encodes 136 amino acids. NCBI's taxonomy places the organism in Eukaryota, Fungi, Ascomycota, Dothideomycetes, Venturiales, Sympoventuriaceae.
GCUGUGUCUGUCUGGUUCUAUGCCAAUGCUCACGUAUAUGUAUAUUCACAUAUAUGUGUAUAUGUAUAUAUAGAUAGAUAUAUGUCCGAACGGAGACCGUAUCUGUCUGCCUCUCUACAUGUUCACCCAUGCACGCUCGCUCUCGCUCUCGCCCUCGCCCUCUCUUGCUCCGUCCUUUCAACCUGCGUCUCAGUCGCCGUGCACGUGCACGUGCACGCAUUUCUCACACUCGAAUGCCAAGCCGCACACUUUCCUGCGCAAAACUAGAGCUGGGACGAAAGCACAUCAUGACUCUUGGAUCCUUGACGGGCAGUGACCGUUUGGGGAGAGCCGGGCGCGUGGAGGACGCUGCCUCCUUCGAGCAACGGACAGAGGGUGUGGUGGGCAUGUUUGGCAAGGCCACUGUCUUUGUCUGCUACGCAGGACAAACGCUAGUGCGCACCAAGAGAACAGAACUCAUGCCCAACCAACACCAGUUUGUCCGCGGCACAGAGAGUGGAAAGGCAGGCCUGCGAACGAGAUGCACUAGCACUCUGUAAUGGAGCGCAUGCCCUCUCCAAAUUUCCUUCUGACACCCUGUGCGUCGAACACAAAGCCCGCACCCUUCAAAAACCAAAACCAAAAAAAAAAAAAAAAAGA